This is a messenger RNA of Staurois parvus, 462 nucleotides long. Lineage: Eukaryota; Metazoa; Chordata; Amphibia; Anura; Ranidae. The record is from the annotation of a GenBank genome assembly.
CAAGGCACUAUAUAUACAGUACCAUUAUAAGAGUUUACUUAUACUAUAUUGCCAAAAGUAUUAGAUUCAGGUGUUCCAAUCACCUCCAUGGCCACAAGUGUAUUAAAUCAAGCACCUAGGCAUGCAGACUGCUUCUACAAACAUUUGUGAAAGAAUGGGUCGCUCUCAGGAACUCAGUGAAUUUAAGCAUGGUACCAUGAUAGGUUGCCACCUGUGCAAUAAGUCCAUCUGUGAAGUUUCCUUGCUACUAAAUAUUCCACGGCCAACUGUUAGUGGUAUUAUAACAAAGUGGAAGCAACUGGAACAACAGCAACUCAGCCACGAAGUGCCACUGGACUCUAGAGCAGUGGAGAUGUGUUCUCUGGAGUGACAAAUCAUGCUUCUCUCUCUAGCAAUCCAAUGGAUGUAUCUGAGUUUUCCCAGGAAAACUGUAUUUGCCUGACUGCAUUGUGCCAAGUGUAA